Messenger RNA from Metopolophium dirhodum (rose-grain aphid), 1461 nucleotides. RefSeq lists its product as uncharacterized. Lineage: Eukaryota; Metazoa; Arthropoda; Insecta; Hemiptera; Aphididae. The transcript has a single exon. The record is from RefSeq and is a predicted model, not a curated record. Gene Ontology annotation, molecular function: nucleic acid binding; RNA-DNA hybrid ribonuclease activity. The coding region runs from base 1 to 1461 and encodes 486 amino acids.
AUGACCGGAACACUCCAAAAAUGCCUCAAUGACCUGUAUGAAUGGUGCUUCGAAACCGGUUUCAUUUUUUCACCUCAAAAGACAAAAUGUAUUUUAUUUUCGAAUAAAAGAAAACUAAUUAAACCAAAACUCUUUCUUGGAACAUCUCGUUUACCCUUCGUUGAAGACAUUUCAAUACUUGGUCUCACUUUCGAUAAAAAGCUUUCUUGGAAAUCCCAUAUUAUGUCACUCAAAAAAAAUUCAUAUAAAAGCCUUAAUGUCAUCAAAUCAUUAAGUCAUUGUGAAUGGGGUGCUGAAGGAACCAUAUUAUUAAAUGUAUAUAGAUCGCUUGUAAGAUCCAAACUCGAUAAUGGUUCAAUUUGUUACGGAAACUCAGAAUCAAAGCUCUUACAAAUUCUCGAUACAAUCCACAAUGCCGGACUGAGAUUUUCAAUUGGUGCAUUCAAAAGCAGCCCGAUUGUUAGUUUGUUAUCCCUGACUGGUGAACCCUCACUUCAGCACCGAAGAACUAAAUUAUCUCUUAAUUAUAUAGCUCGCAUCUUUUCUUCCCCGGAAAAUUCAACCAUUCACUUUUUAAACAAAAAGCGCUUUUCAAAUAUAUAUGAACACAAUUCUAAACUAAGAAAACCAUUAGGGCUAAGGCUACAAAAAGAGAUGAUGGAUAUCAACAUUGAAAUUAAUGAAAUAUGUCAACACGAAAGCAGUUUGAUACCCACCUGGAAACAACCAAAUUACCUAGUUGAUACAAGCUUAACAGAACACCUUAGGAAAGAAACACCAAAUACUAUUUAUAAUAACCUAUUUAAUGAACUAAUACACACUUCAAAUACCAGCACUCAGAUCUAUACUGAUGCAUCUAAAACCGAAAUGGGCAUAGGACUUGCAGUUGUACACCUCAAUGUAACUAAACAGUAUAAACUCAAUAAAUUAAGCAGUAUUUAUUCAGCUGAAUACCUAGCAUUAUUGAAAGGAUUUCAAUUUGCCCUAGAUAUCAAUAAUGCUAAAAUCGAUAUUUGCUCGGACUCACUUAGUGCCUUAGCAAAUCUACAAUCCAAAACCUUAUCAGAACCAUUGGCUCUUUCAAUCAGCAACCUUCUUUCCAAAUCGAAUAAAGAAAUCAGAUUUAUAUGGACCCCAGGUCACUGUAACAUAAAGGGAAAUGAGAAGGCAGACGAAGCGGCUAGAAAUGCAGUCAACAGUCCAGACAGUGAAAAUAUUCCUUUUUCCUCACUUGUGGAUAUAAAAAGAAAUAUAAGCAAAUACUGUAUUGAUUUGUGGAACUCACAGUGGCACAUGACCACGGAAAAUAAAUUAAGGGAAAUUAAGCACUCUGUUGAACUCUGGCCAAGAUACACUGAACUAAACAGAAAAAAUGAAGUUAUUCUCAAUCGACUUAGAAUCGGUCACACGAAACUCACACACGGACAUCAUAAUUUUAGUUCACAGUUCAAAAUAUUAUAA